Messenger RNA from Amoebophrya sp. A120, 2206 nucleotides. The record is from the annotation of a GenBank genome assembly. Lineage: Eukaryota; Dinophyceae; Syndiniales; Amoebophryaceae.
AGCUUGGUUUCUCUGUGAGCGAGAUUCACCUUCUACGCUUUAGGAUCGUGUAAGAUUCCGGGACAUAGAUCAUGUAAGUAUAUCUCUCGGAGACACGCACACGACCUCUCUAAGAGAAGUAAAUAGGUACCUUGAUCAACACUCCGUUCUUCUACUUUUGGGCCGUGUUUUGUGCAAGUGUGCUGCUGGCUUCGCACUUUUGUUGGUCCUGCUUGUUUCUGCCGAUCGUUCAAGAAGAUCAACAUCGGGAAAAAUGGGCGAGUAUGUCAACAUCGGAGAGGCUGGCCAGCCCCGAAAGCAAAAGACGUUUUUGGAGGAAUUUAUGCCCUCGAGUUUCGGGAAGACCGAACACAGCAUUUUGCGCGAAGUCGAGCUCCGCUACGGUUUCACGUGGGACAGGAUGCAUGCGUACAAGACGAUAAUGGAGUUUCCCACGCUGCCAGAUCAUAUGCCGCCCUCACACAUUCUCGAUGACAAAAACGUUCCGCGCUGCAAGCUCCCAUACGACGUGCUAGACAGGUUUUGGGAUAUUUUUAAUCGUAUUGAUGCUUGCAUUGGAACUGUUGCUCUUUGGAAUUCUACUCCGGAUUGCUCGUCGCGCGGCGUGAUGAAGCACGAAGGACGGAAGGUUUGUCGACAUCUUUCCAUGAAAAUGUUCUCUCGUGUUUGCUUCCAGGUGUAUGGUCGUCGAAACGGCAAGAGAGACGCGGAAGGAGCCGUUCGCGCGCAUGUAUGUUUGCAAGGAGUUUUUCACGGCAUUUGAGUACGCAGAUGAGACCGAAUGCCAGCGGUAGAGCCAUCAUGCGGCCGUUUUGCAUUUAUGAGCAUUACAGUACGUCCACUCUCGGUCGAAGUUUUUCUGCUUGAAGGCACUGAGCGUGUAUUGACACGAUCGCAGCAAGGCUUGCCCGGCAUUCGAGAUUUGUACUCGAUUUUAACCGGUGCACCAGACGGCGCGACAUGCGUAUGCUUGAACGAAUCCUGAAGUGGGAGGGUAAUCAUUUUCAAUCACUCGGAGCGGACGAUAAAAAGCAGUACACGGGGGAGCUGCAAACGAAGCACGAGUAUCUGCAAUAUGCCAUUGAGCACGACCCAACGCCCGCGCUGAAGGAAAAGGCUCAACGGGACGCGUGUUAUCAAAAUGAAAAAUCCACCCCCCUCCCCAUAUCAAAACGGAAAUUUGUGAUGCUGAUUUGUGGCCACAGAUGAGAUCAGCUUUGUACUGCAGAGAGGCACUGCGGCCAGAUCCCCAGGCUAGGUAGGGGCGUAUGGGUCUAGUAGUUCAGCAUGGCAAACGGCCCCCCUUUAGGCCCAACAGCAUGACAAAUCGCGUCCAUAAUGGGGCGGAAGCUUCUGCCCUUGUCUUCUUGCAAGACAGUUGUGAUCUGUGACCUCAAACCCGCAACACAAAUUUUUGGAAACAUACUUUUUCAAUAUGGGGAGGGGGGAUUUUUCCUUUCGAUACGUGUCACAUGGAAUUCAGGUUUUCUCUCGUUUGAGAUUCUUGCCGGAGAAGGCAAGCUUCUGUACCUCUACCUGCCCUGCCUUGGCUUAAUCUAUGUAUGAUUUUGUUUUUUACAGAUACAUGGAAAGUAAACGUGGAUGCAUAUGCGAAGUGCAAAUGGAAAUGAAGCAAACUUACGCAUGGCACAACAUCAGGCUCGAUAAUCUGGAAACCCUUGACGACCCGAAAAAGCACCGGAAGCUGAAGUGGCGGCUGAGUCACUACUUACAACGAGGCGGCGGACGCGGGAGUUCGUGGAAUAGACGCAUGUGGGACGCACAUAGGGUGGAGUGGAACAAGGAGUCCCCGACCUUUUCUGACCCAAUUUGGAAACCAAAAAGUGCGGAGGAGCGACAAGAGGAAAAGAUACAGAAGCAUCUUGCUGCAUCCGAGAAAGAGCGACCUCGCCCUGGCGAGCCGGAAAAAGUUUCUCCGCCACACGUGCUGCAGGGUAGCAAGAGCUCUGGAUCACCCGUCGGAGCCCAAACUAAUCUUCCAGGCAUGGAUGCGGCAAUUGCGGGGGCAUGAUAAAGAAACCUACGCUCAUUGCAACCGCGUAAGUGAGGCGGUGUGGGUAAUAAAUCAACUUGGCGGUCGUGCAAAGAAAAUGAGCUUCUGGUUUAGGCUGGUUUUGCAGUCGGUCGCCACUUCUAGGGGUCCGCCUCUUUCGCGCGGGCGUCAUGCUUUUUUUCCGCACAAGAU